AUGGUUCACGCCACGGGCGAGGAACGCGCCGUACACCUAUCGCGAGAGGCUGUUGAGCUGAGGGAUGCUGGACAUCAUGAGGCCGCUGUCCGAAAUCUUCGAGAAGCCCUCUCCCUAGCCCCCGAUAACUCCUCUGUUAAGGAUGCCUUGCUUAAGAUCCAGCAAGAGGAAGGAAACGGUCACCACUUGAUCGACCUCUGCCGCCGGUACACCCAGAAAGACGAAAAAGCUGGGAAAGAUGCCGCUCGCUAUCUCCAGACCGAUGGCCUUGUCCCUCCGGAGAGUGUAGCACUGGACUGUGCGAAAUUGCUUCUUUCAUUCCAGGCUCGAUCGCUAUCUUCUGUACAGGAUGAUAUUAUUUCGGGCCUGGUCCGUCAGAAUGCUAGUGUGCGCCAGUAUUUCUCGAGCAAGCUUCAAGUUUCCGUGACCACCUUUUUCGAUGACAUGUACGACAGAGGCGAUGGCGCCGCAGUGUGUCUAGAUACUGUGGUUUUGGAUCACGCCGUUUGGCCCUCUGAGGAUGCUCGCCUACAUUGCGAACGCGAGCUCUUCCAGCUCUUUAUCGCCAAGCUGAUGGAAUCCGGUCACGACCUAGACGGGCGGUCUCUCAAGGGUAUUGCGCGCCUUCUAGCUGUCGAUGCGGAUCUAUUGCGCGACUUGGUCGACGAUGAGAGCCUUGAUGUGAUUGUCACGUCCUUGGAUCAUCGGCUUCCCCUUGAGUGGAGGAGUCAGGCUACCUUGGCAACAGCCAAAUACCUCGAAUCCUCACAAGACAUUGGUGAAAAGCAAUUCACCAAAAUUGUCUCUGCCAAGCUGAACAAGUCGCGCACCGAUGAUCUCACGGUAGCAUUUUCUGCCACGGCCGCCGUCUUCCCCGUUGUUCCGGAUGUUGCGGCCAGCCUUUUCCUUUCUGAUGCUUUUAUGGCUGCUCUCAAGCCGCUGACUGGGAGAGACGCCAAGAGUCGCAGAAUGGAAACAAGUGUUUUAGAACUGCUGAAUGCUGCGUGCAUCAACAACCUGAGCCGGGAUGCCAUUUCUAAGAAUCUGUCUGACUGGCUCUCCCACAUUCUUACAAACGGUAGUGAUCAAAGCUCUGAGCUUGCGGCCGUUAUCCUGGCCAAGAUUCGGGCAACUGGAAAGGACACUACCACCUCCUCAAACGGUAAGGCUCAGGAGGGUGACAGCCAUGUCACUGAGCUAGUUGACCGAUUCAAGGAACUGAUUUCGAAACACAAGGGUGAAAAUAUCACGAAUGCCAUUGAAGGUUUGGCUUACUCGUCUGUGAAACCGGAGGUCAAGGGACAACUUGCUGGAGAUUCCACCUUUUUGCGUGGCUUGAUCAAAAUCUUGCAUGAAAAGUCCAAUGACACUUCGAUUCUCUACGGGGGUUUGAUGAUCAUCCUGAACCUUACCCAAUUCCUUCCCACUUUAUCCGAAGAGCAGAAGAAAAUCUCUCAGCUAAAAGCUUACGCCGAAGCUUCUCCAAACGCGAAAAAAGGCCCCAGUGUCCUCGAGAAUGACAAGCAUGUCAUGGCUCGUUGUACCGCUGUGGUUGAUGCAGGGGUGGUGCCUGUCUUGGUGGCUUGCGGCAGGAACAACGCGCUCUCGGUUCACGACCUGAUCGGUCAAAUAAUGGUCUCCUUGUCGCGUAACCCCAAGUCGCGGGGAGCCCUAGCACAGCAAGGUGCAGCUAAACUCCUGCUCAGUCUUGCGGCUACAAGCCAAAAUGUCUCUGGCUCAAAUUCAGACAAAACGAUUCGCAACACCUCUCACGCCCUUGCGCGCAUCCUAAUUUCUGUCAAUCCGUCGCAUGUUUUUCCACUGUCAGGAGUUCCCCACGUUACUUCAGCCAUACGCCCUUUGGUUGCGCUCAUUCAAACCCCGGAAUUUACGAGUGUAUCUACCGACCAAACAGUGGAUAUGUUGCCGGUCUUUGAGAGCCUUCUUGCUCUUACGAAUCUAGCAACCCACCCGGAUGCGGCAGCGGCAGAGGCUAUCGUCCGACAUGCCUGGGAUCAACUGGAAGAUCUACUGCUCUCCAAGAAUCCUUUGAUUCAACGGGCCGCCUGUGAGCUUGUCUGUAACCUCAUGACUUGCGAGUCUGGGGUGAUAAAGAUGGCCGACGGCACCAAGCGUGCGGCACAGCGUCUGCACAUCCUGCUUGCUCUCACAGACACUGAUGAUCUUACCACUCGACGGGCAGCUGGGGGCGCUCUGGCUAUGCUGACAGAGUUCGAUCCGGUUAUCGCCGGAAUCCUCGAUCGACCCCGCGGGGUGAAACUUUUGCUCAAUCUUUGCCAGGAAGAAGAUGAUGGCCUUGUCCACCGCGGAGUGACCUGCGUGCGUAAUUUGACAUGUGCCGCAUCUGGCGAUAUUGGGCGAAGGGCGCUGGAAGCCGUCAAGCAAGAGGGAGGGGUCGAAAUUCUCAGCAGUAUGCUCAAGAAGACGCGAAAUCAGCUAGUGCUCCAAAUCGGGGUGGAAGCGCUGAAGCCCUUGGUCGGAUAG
Molecule: messenger RNA, 2505 nt
Organism: Aspergillus calidoustus
Lineage: Eukaryota; Fungi; Ascomycota; Eurotiomycetes; Eurotiales; Aspergillaceae
Source: the annotation of a GenBank genome assembly